AUGAGAUUGAAAUCCCAUGAGAGAAAUCUCAGCGGCUGUAAUCUUAAAGUUGUCGAUCAAGAUGUUUCAUCGCGACUUAUUCAAACAAUUUCCUUCAACAACGGCGCAACUCGCACGCAUAAACUUAUUUACUCUUCAACAACUCUCACAUUACCUUCAAAUGACCCAAGUCUCUGUACUAGCUCAAUCAUCGCUAAUGCCCGCGUACUUCGUGAUUGGUUAGAUCACUUUACUCAGUUCAAUAUAAAUAAUGACAUCACUCUCAUUUGUUCUGAAUCUUCUGCAAGGUUCGCUAAUGCCUCAGAUAGUAAUUACGACAAAACUGUUGCUGCAGGUAAAUUGAAGGAUCAGUCUACUCAGACAUUGGUUCAAGUUGAAACUACCGAGUUUGAUUAUUACGCUGUUUACGAGGAUGUUGCCAUUAACUUUUCCUUGAAAGAGUUUAAAGCUAUUCUUCAGUUGGCUGAAGGCUUGGGCGCUCCAAUUCGACUUAUGUUCACCAACGCCCCAGAUCCUCUCCACGUUGUCGUUGACGCCGAUGACAUGCGAGCUUCAAUGAUACUCUCAACUUCUGUCCCAAUGAGCACUCCUUCACAAGUUGCUGAAAGAUCUAAUCAAAUCACUCCAAAACUCCCUACUGCAAUUUUACAAAACCGUCGGCGCUCUGAUACAGUUAAUGUUUCAAACUUUAUGCAAUCUUCUAUACCUCCACAAUCCACUCGCAAGAAGCGACGUAUUAACAUGGAAUCUGUUACACCUUUCAAAUCAACAAACCAAUCCAAGACUAAUAUACCACGACAUGAAAAGGAGAUCAAUGACCAGCGCCAACAGAAUGAAAACGACCAACCCUUGUUUCUAAGUCAACCACUUGAGGGUAAUAUAAAUGACACCGAUAUAACUACACCUCCACCGCCUGCUUCCCAAAUUAUAGGCGCUAGCAUCCAAGAUUAUGAUCCAUCAAUGGCCAGAGAUGGAAUGAACGAUGAUGAAAUGAAAGGCGUCCUUGAUGACAUGAACCUUGAUCCAAGUUCUGAUGAAUCAUCGACUCAGGAUGAAGCAGACUUUCAAGAUGAUGACCUUCUCGAAACACAACAAAACGGCAAUUUCAAACCACUAUGGGAUUGA
Molecule: messenger RNA, 1125 nt
Organism: Wallemia ichthyophaga EXF-994
Lineage: Eukaryota; Fungi; Basidiomycota; Wallemiomycetes; Wallemiales; Wallemiaceae
Product: Cell cycle checkpoint control protein RAD9B
Exons: 1
Coding region: 1-1125 (374 amino acids)
Biological process (GO): cellular response to ionizing radiation; mitotic intra-S DNA damage checkpoint signaling; DNA repair
Cellular component (GO): checkpoint clamp complex
Source: RefSeq, a predicted model, not a curated record